This is a messenger RNA of Sycon ciliatum, 1511 nucleotides long. RefSeq lists its product as uncharacterized. Bases 533 to 1324 code for a protein of 263 amino acids. Lineage: Eukaryota; Metazoa; Porifera; Calcarea; Leucosolenida; Sycettidae. The record is from RefSeq and is a predicted model, not a curated record. The transcript is spliced from 2 exons.
CACAUCCCGCGGCAGGGGUGCAUCACAGUCCUAUCGCUGCGGCAUGUGCAAAGCAGGGAAGUGUGAUGCAGUACAAGCCUGACAGUGCAGACAGCAUUGACGCACGCGGCCAUUAUGCAGUGGCAGUCGCGCAUCUGCCAGACCGCUCCGCCUAUGGCUCUCUCGACAAAGCUGCGCCACAGUUUGAACCAAACUUCCCUGCAUGCAGCGCCACGAAUCCUCCACAUCAGGAAUUCUCAGUUUCGUGUUCUUGGGUGGCAAAUUUCUCCAUCUGGUAGGGCUUGUUCCUGGCUGGAUCGGUUCGAAUUUGUUUUAUAUAUUCCACUGGAAGUGAAGAAGGGCAGGAGACGAGUGUAACUGCUAUAUUUCGACAGUGGCUUUACCAGAGAGCUUCGUCGAAUACGCAGCCCCUGUCGUCUCUCUCUCUCUUUCUUUCUUUCUCUUAUCUGGUCUCUCUAUCCGGUCUAUCUCUCUCCCUUUUUUCUUGUGUGCCAUUGCUCCCGCACUAUAGCUCCAGUAGGAGAUAGUGAAAAUGAGGAUCUCGAUUGUGCUACUCAAGUAUCCAGCCGGGUCACUUCUGCUAAUCAUAGCAAUCCUGUCAGUAUCUGCGAGGACAGGCAGAUGUGAUGAUGAUCGUGCCGUUCCGAAGUGCGAGGCAGCAAGCAUGAUGUGCCCGACGGAUCAGGACGACUGGAGACUUGCGGACAACGGUAACGUAGCAUAUUAUGUACUUCCAGAGGCGAACCGUUUUUGUAUCUACUUCAAGUGCGGGCCAAAUAACUUCAAUGGCCUUAUUCGUCAGAGUAUCGAUGGCGAGCGGCUGGUCAUUGUCAACUUCACGACGACCUACAGCAACAAAGCAAUCGAGUCUCUUGUAGUCGACGCAUCGCGAUCUUUCAGCUUGCGACACUCCCCAGGCGAUGUCUACUGCCCUCCAGUGUUCGCGCUCAGGUCUCACAAUGACACUGCAAGCGAGCUGAAUGUUUGUAAUGUAAUCCAGUAUGCCCAGCGAGUGCUAUCUGCUAGCGAAAAUAUCACUGUCGAAGCGAAUGAGGCUUUUACUGUCAACGCCAGCUGCAGCUACAGUAGAGGCGGACCGGCGGUCGGUCCAUCCGCACUAGACGUGCGAUUCCCAAGCCGCACCCUCUACCAGAGCUGGCUCCAACGUGGCAACAGCUGCAUGCUGUCCAGCGAUGAACGCGCGAACAUCUGUCCUGUUCGCAUGGACCUUACCAAGGCAGGGUUUGGUGGUGCUUACGCCCGGUUGCAAUUUAGAUGCAAUGACUGCGAAGAUGUCCCAAAACAUAUUGACCCAUUGCAGUAAGCUCUCAGAGUUUGGUAUAAUGUUUCCAUGCCCCGACAAUGACGUUGCUUCACGUCUUUGUCACGUGACAAUGGCGUAGCUGCACGUCUUUGUCACGUGACUAGAUUUGUGUAGAAAGUAAUAAUGUGAUUUUUUCACCUCGUCAUGUCCCUUCUUUCCUCUCUCAUAACAGCCGCCUUGACUUCCU